CUCCGGAUCGCGCUCGGGUCGCGCCAGGGCCUCGGCAGCCGCCGGGUUGGGGGGUCCCCGGGCCGGGCAGGCAGCCGCCCCCUCCCCGCUGCCAGCCAUGAGCGGCUCUUUCGACAAGAAGCUCUCCAGCAUCCUGACGGACCUCUCGGGCUCGCUGAGCUGCCACGCAGCCUCCAAGGACUCUCCCACCCUGCCCGAGUCCUCGGUCACCGACCUGGGCUACUACACGGGCCAGCACGACUACUACCCGGGCCAGUCGUACGGGCAGCCCGUGGGCCACUACCCGUACCCCCAGUUCAACCUGAACGGCAUCGGCGCCGCCGGCACCUACUCGCCCAAAUCCGAGUAUUCCUACAGCCCCUCGUACCGCCAGUACGGCCACUUCAGGGAGCAGCCGCUGCCGCCGCAGGAAGCAGUGUCCGUGAAGGAGGAGCCGGAGCCGGAGGUGCGGAUGGUCAAUGGGAAGCCCAAGAAGAUCCGCAAGCCGCGCACCAUCUACUCCAGUUACCAGCUGGCCGCCCUGCAGCGCCGCUUCCAGAAGGCGCAGUACCUGGCGCUGCCCGAGCGCGCCGAGCUGGCGGCGCAACUGGGGCUCACCCAGACCCAGGUUGGGCCCGGGAUUCCAGAAGGCGCAGUGACGAACACCCAGCAGGAUCGGGAAAAGCGGGAAUAA
Messenger RNA from Ficedula albicollis (Collared flycatcher), 673 nucleotides. It is a transcript of the gene DLX3, whose product is annotated as distal-less homeobox 3. The record is from RefSeq and is a predicted model, not a curated record. Bases 98 to 673 code for a protein of 191 amino acids. Gene Ontology annotation, biological process: epithelial cell differentiation; regulation of transcription by RNA polymerase II; embryo development. The transcript is spliced from 3 exons. Lineage: Eukaryota; Metazoa; Chordata; Aves; Passeriformes; Muscicapidae. Gene Ontology annotation, molecular function: RNA polymerase II cis-regulatory region sequence-specific DNA binding; DNA-binding transcription factor activity, RNA polymerase II-specific.